AUGUCGCCUUCCUCCGAUAUCACGAUCGCGAGCCUGCGAGAAUCCCUCUGCUCCGAGGACACCCACCUCCCCGUCCGAUUUCGAGCCCUCUUCUCCCUCAAGCAUCUCGCGAAGCACUCCGAAGGCCCCAAGGCUCUCGAAGCCAUCGAUGCCAUCGCCGCCGCUCUCUCCUCGCCUUCCGCGCUUCUCAAGCAUGAGCUAGCAUACUGCCUCGGACAGACGGGGAACCUUGCCGCGGCGACGAGCCUCCGGGAAACCCUCGAGGACCUCCAGGAGGAUCCUAUGGUUCGUCAUGAGGCGGCCGAGGCGCUUGGCGCUUUGGGAGACCAAGAGAGCCUUGAUCUUCUGAGAAGGUUCAGAGAUCGCGAAGGGGAAUCCGUCGCCGUAAAGGAGACUUGUGAGAUCGCUAUUGACAGGAUUGAGUGGGAGAACUCGGCGGAGCGCAAGGCCGAGAAGUUGAAGCAGAGUGACUUUGCUUCCGUCGACCCCGCCCCGCCGCUACCCGAAACCGAAGAGUCUGUCGAACAACUUGGGAAGACCCUCAUGGAUACGUCUAAGCCUCUGUUCCUCCGGUAUCGCGCCAUGUUCGCUCUGAGGGACCUAGCAUCCCCUCCCUCCCUUCCCACCGCCGUUCCUGCCGUCAAGGCCCUCGCCGAGGGUUUUAAGGAUACUUCUGCGCUCUUCAGACAUGAGAUCGCAUUUGUAUUCGGCCAGCUAUCUCACCCUGCAUCUAUCCCUGCGCUCACAGAUGCCUUGAGCAAUCCCAACGAAGCAAGUAUGGUUCGACACGAAGCUGCCGAAGCUCUCGGGAGUCUCGGCGAUGAGGAGGGUGUUGAGGACACUCUGAAGAAAUUCCUUGAUGAUCCCGAGAGGGUUGUGCGUGAGAGUGUCAUCGUUGCGCUGGAUAUGGCGGAAUAUGAGAGGAGCAACACUGUGGAGUACGCUUUGAUACCAGAGACGACGCCGGCUUCCGCAUGA
Messenger RNA from Scedosporium apiospermum, 978 nucleotides. RefSeq names its product Deoxyhypusine hydroxylase. The transcript is spliced from 2 exons. Gene Ontology annotation, molecular function: deoxyhypusine monooxygenase activity. The record is from RefSeq and is a predicted model, not a curated record. Bases 1 to 978 code for a protein of 325 amino acids. Gene Ontology annotation, biological process: peptidyl-hypusine biosynthetic process. Lineage: Eukaryota; Fungi; Ascomycota; Sordariomycetes; Microascales; Microascaceae.